Molecule: messenger RNA, 714 nt
Organism: Rangifer tarandus platyrhynchus (Svalbard reindeer)
Lineage: Eukaryota; Metazoa; Chordata; Mammalia; Artiodactyla; Cervidae
Source: the annotation of a GenBank genome assembly
AUGAACGAGGGCGCGGACGACGGCGGCGGCGGCGCGGAAGGCGCGGCGCGGUCCCUAGGGUGCGGCCGCGGAGGGGAUGGCUUUGUCCCGUCUGCGCUGGGAACCCGAGAGCAUUGGGAUGCUGUCUAUAAGAGAGAACUGCAAACUUUCCAAGAAUACGGAGAUACAGGAGAAAUCUGGUUUGGAGAAGAGAGUAUGACUCGACUAAUAAGGUGGAUGCAGAAACACAAGAUUCCAUUGGAUGCUUCAGUGCUUGAUAUUGGAACUGGAAAUGGUGUUUUCCUGGUUGAACUUGCAAAAUUUGGUUUCUCUGAUGUUACUGGAAUUGAUUACUCUCCAUCUGCAAUACAGCUUUCUGGAAGUAUUAUAGAAAAAGAAGGUUUAUCUAACAUUAAGUUGAAGGUAGAAGACUUUUUGAACCCUUCCACAAAGUUGUCUGGAUUUCAUAUUUGUAUUGACAAAGGGACUUUUGAUGCCAUAAGCCUUAAUCCUGACAAUGCAGUUGAGAAGAGGAAACAGUAUGUGAAAUCUCUCUCCAGAGUAUUGAAAGUGAAAGGCUUUUUUCUAAUAACCUCAUGUAAUUGGACCAAGGAAGAGUUGCUAGAUGAAUUCAGUGAAGGAUUUGAACUUUUUGAAGAGCUGCCCACACCCAAGUUCAGCUUUGGAGGCCGAUCUGGAAACAGUGUAGCAGCAUUGGUUUUCCAAAAAACAUGA